Molecule: messenger RNA, 3174 nt
Organism: Danio aesculapii
Lineage: Eukaryota; Metazoa; Chordata; Actinopteri; Cypriniformes; Danionidae
Gene: fbxo32
Product: F-box protein 32
Exons: 9
Coding region: 138-1208 (356 amino acids)
Biological process (GO): protein ubiquitination
Cellular component (GO): cytoplasm; SCF ubiquitin ligase complex; nucleus
Molecular function (GO): protein binding
Source: RefSeq, a predicted model, not a curated record
GCUGCGCACUUUUAUCAUCAGAGACGCAUUCAGACACAGCAGGAUUUAAUAUUGCGGCGUGAAAAGCACUUUAGCCGUUUCCCAAGUUUAACAUUAGCUGGUUUUCUCACGUUGUCGCUGGUUUUCGGUUCUUGACAAUGCCGUUUCUUGGACAAGACUGGCGGUCUCCUGGUCAAAGCUGGGUAAAAACAGAGGACGGGUGGAAAAAAACGACGAAAGAUGACAACGAGACGAAUAACAAUGUUUUGGAGCGGAAGAGCUACUGCAAGGAAGAGCUUGACAAAGAGAAUCUGAUCCUCAGCAUUAAUUAUGAUGUGGCUGCAAAGAAGCGAAAGAAGGACUUGCUGAACAACAACACAAAAAUUCCAUACUUUCAUAAAGACAAAUGGAUUUAUGUCCAUAAAGGGAGCACCAAAGAGCGUCAUGGAUAUUGUACUCUGGGAGAAGCAUUCAAUCGCUUGGACUUCUGCAGUGCCAUCAAGGACACCAGGCGAUUUAAUUAUGUCGUAAGGCUGCUGGAACUCAUCGCCAAGUCCCAACUGCCUUCUCUGAGUGGAGUGGCACAGAAAAACUACAUGAACAUUCUGGAAAGGGUUGUACAGAAAGUUCUUGAUGAUCAGCAAAAUGUCCGGCCAAUUAAAGAACUUCUGCAGACACUGUAUGCGUCUCUGUGCAGUCUGGUUCAGGACAUGGGCAAAUCUGUGCUGGUGGGCAACAUCAACAUCUGGGUGCAUCGCAUGGAGAACAUACUGCAGUGGCAGCAGCAGCUAGACAACAUUCAGAUCAACAGGCCCAAAAACACAGGGAUGACAUUGCUUGAACUGCCAGUGAGUUUACAGCUGAACAUCAUGCAGCGCCUCUCAGAUGGACGAGAUCUGGUCAGUCUGGGUCAAGUGUGUCCUGACCUGAGUGUGUUGACAGAAGAUCGGCUGCUCUGGAAAAAACUCUGCCAGUAUCACUUCACAGACAGACAGAUCCGCAAGCGCCUCAUGGUUUCAGAUAAAGGACAGUUGGAAUGGAAAAAGAUGUAUUUUAAGUUGUGCCGGUGUUACCCUCACAAAGAGCAGUACAGCGACACAUUACAGUUCUGCACACACUGCCACAUCCUCUUCUGGAAGGAUACAGACCAUCCUUGCACUGCCAAUAACCCAGAGAGCUGCUGCAAAGCAGUUUCUCCACAGGGUUUCAUCAACCUCUUCAAGUUCUAGCGGCGCUGCAUUGCUGCCAUGAUGUACAUAGUGUCAAUAGUGCAAAGAUUCCUGGAUGACUUGAGGCAGGGAGAAGAUGGCUUGCAUUAAAAGCAGGUGCCUAUGUUACGAUGAGGAGUUUGGAAACUGAAUGUACUCAAAUAUGCACGACGAGAAACCAAAAAGCUGUGUUGGGGAAAACAUGCUCUGUUUAUUUAAAAAGAUUGUUUUAUUUAUUUAGCAUGGAUCUUCAUUACUCUAAAUCCAAGAUUAGGAACAAAAUACGUGCAUAGAAAAAAGUGUCCCUGGUCUCUUCUGUGAAUGUAAAAUAGGUUUGAUAUUUGUCAACGCCAGCGAUUUCUUUGUUUGAACUUCAGAUAGCGUAUUGGUGCUUCAGCAAGUGCAUGAAAUGGGAAUGUUUACCAAAAUGGCCUUAACACUGGUGUGCAAUACUUUUCUAAGUACGUUUCUUUUGUUUGUUUUUCACUUUUUUUAUACAUUUGAUAUUUUCAGUGGUUUGCGAUUUAAACAUGCUUGUUUCUUUUUUAACACAAUAAAUACAGAAGUAUGCUGUAAACAGUUCAGAAGCAUAAACUCAUCCAACGUGCCUUAUUCUCAGCGGUCAAAAACAUAUUUUGAAAGGUGUUUGAGAUUCAUUUGCAGAUGGUUGUUUCUGAAUAGAAUGCCUGUAUCGUAUGUAUUCAGAUUUAUAAGGGAAUUGACAAAUGAAAUAUGUAUAAUAGAUGCAUUUUACACUAUUUAAUUUUCUUUUUUACGAGUAAUGUCUCUGAUUACUUUGUCAUUUAGGGUAAAGCACACAUCUGACAUAAAAAUAUUAGAUGUAAAAUAUAAAUCUGCAGUUUAUUUUUUUCCCCUAAUUUCUGUUUAGCGGAGAGAUUUUUUUUCAACACAUUUCUAAACAGAAUAGUUUUAAUAACUCAUCUCUAAUAACUGAUAUAUUUUAUCUUUGCCAUGAUGACAGUAAAUAAUAUUUGACUAGAUAUUUUUCAAGACACUUCUAUACAGCUUAAAGUGACAUUUAAAGGCUUAACUAGGUUAAUAAGGUUAACUAGGCAGGUUAGGGUAAUCAGGCAAGUUAUUGUAUAAUGAUGGUUUGUUCUGUAGACUGUCGGAAAACAAUAUAGCUUAAAGGGGCUAAUUAUUUUGACCUUAAUGGGUUUUUUAAAAAAUUAAAACUGUUUUUAUUCUAGCCAAAAUAAAAAAAAUUUACUUUGUCCAGAAGAAAUAAUAUUAUCAGACAUACUGUGAAAAUUUCCUUGCUCUGUUAAACAGAAAGCUGCGGUCACACUUGAUUUUUUUCCCAUAGACUUCCAUUCAUACGCACGCGAAUGCGUCAGACCGGAAACGCAAGGUCAUGCGUCAAGUUUCGCAAGUUGGUGCGGUGCAAAGUUCAAGCUUGGUGAACUCUGACCUGCGAAAUCGCAUCACUUGACUGCGUGAGACCAAUCGAGGAUUAAAACAGGACCUCUCUGGACAGAAACUUAAAAUAUUGAGCAAUCGUUGGCUUUUUUUGAAUGUCUAAUUAUCUUGUUUAAUCCCGCCCCUUUUCGCAGCGCCAUACGACAGAAUUUCGCACACACAAAGCCCAGUGUGACCGCAGCUUAAUUCGGGAAAUAUUUAAAAAGGAAAAAAAUUCAAUUAUUAGGGGGGAUAAUAAUUCUGACUUCACCUCUAGCUUAUGCCAGCAUACAAAAACAAAAGUGCUGGUAAUGAAAUAAAUCACAUCUGUUAUGGUCUUGCAGCAUUUUACUGUCAUCUCAUGUAAAAUGUGAGUUGAAUAUAUCUGGUGAUGACUCUGGUAUUGUCAAACUCUUGUAACCUCUACAAAUACUUUGUAAUUUUGGGAUGUUGUAUUUACUUGCAGCAAUGCUAUGAAUCACACAAAGCACUACAUGAUUGUGCGCUAAAAUGUAUCUGUUCGUUAGAUGGGUUACACAAUAUUACAACAUUAAAAUAUGAAAAUGUG